Venturia canescens is the source of this 6112-nucleotide messenger RNA. It is a transcript of the gene knockout, whose product is annotated as Stork-head domain-containing protein knockout. Bases 1170 to 4151 code for a protein of 993 amino acids. Gene Ontology annotation, molecular function: RNA polymerase II transcription regulatory region sequence-specific DNA binding. The transcript has 8 exons. NCBI's taxonomy places the organism in Eukaryota, Metazoa, Arthropoda, Insecta, Hymenoptera, Ichneumonidae. Gene Ontology annotation, cellular component: cytoplasm; nucleus. The record is from RefSeq and is a predicted model, not a curated record. Gene Ontology annotation, biological process: regulation of transcription by RNA polymerase II.
CCCCGUAAAACUCGGAUCUCCGCUUGCCGGCCUCGGCCCGGCUCGUCGCGGCUCCCCUCAUCAGUACCAAGCCGACGAUCGGACCGUUCGCAUCCGCUGCUCUGUCCGCCGUGUCUCCACGCGUUCCCACUCCGAUUUCCUUCCUUUUUUCUUUCAUUUCUCUUCCUUUUCAAUGAUUUUUAAAUAACGUGGAGUUGAGACGAAUCGUUGUAAUCGUCGAUUAACGAAGAUCCACAACCUUCCGUCACCUUCCAAUAAUUAUUUCAUUCGUUUGCCACCAUUGCUGACAAAAGAAUUUAUCCCUCAAGUGCGAGACCCAGAAUUUAUCAACAGUGAGGUGAAACAAUAAAAACGUUGGACGACCAAGUCCGGGCGAACUCGCUCAGAAAUAUUCGCUCAAGGAUUAACAGUUUAUUUUUCCGCUUUUUUUCGAAGCAUUCUCUGUGUUGAAACCGCGAUCAAAAGUCAAACUUGACUCGGGACUGUUUCCUACUGUCGCAGAAUGGUGACGUUUUUUUUCCAGCAAUGUAGAAAGGAAAAAAGGCAUUAGGGAUGGUGGUUGGAGAUUCUAUCGCGAGAAUAAAUUGACCAAGUGCUCAAAAGGACGAGGAUUUUUCUUCCUCGAUUGGGAGCAUCCCUUUUGUUCGUUUGUGCGAAGGGGCAGGACGAAAAGGAGAGUAACUUCGAGUUUUCUUCUCCCGAUUAUCGCCUCGGAUUAUAAGAACGCUUCGUUGCUCACCCCUGAACGAAGGGCUCGAGAAUCUUCCUAGUUUCGCUCUCCAACGACCACGGGAUUUUCAGAUGAGCUGGUUGAACAAAUAAAUAAAGUCAAGACAUACUUUAACGUGGGUGAAUGUUACUGACGAAAAAGGAUCUCGUGACUGUGCUUCAUUUAGUACAUUUGUGAAUCAUUUACCAUCGAUAUCAAAUUUAUUUAACGGUGCAUCAACUUUGUGGAGAUUUUUUAACACCGAGAGAAGCUUGGAUAUCAAUUACAAAUAACUGAAUAACUCUGCGGGAAGAGCGUGAUGAUGCAGCCGGCGCAGAGGCCGCCCGUGAUAUUCUGUUAGCCGGGUUGAGCGAGCGAGAUUGCCUCCUCUCGCGGAAGGAAGUCGAUCCACGAGGGUAGUGAGAGGGAAAGAGGAGCUCGGCGUUCGCUCGCCGGGCGAAUGAAAAUGGCCUCGAUCUUGGGAGAUGCUACGGGCCCCGGGGCUCCGGGAUUACCAACGAGAUGUUUACUUCUCCUGCAGAGAUCAUUGGCAAUCCAGCUGAGUCGCGGUCCACCCCCGCACUCGCUAAACACCGGACAACAGCACGAGACUGCUAAGGAACAUCCGGCCGACGAGAUGUGGAUGUACGACAAGGGCUACAAUCUCUUCCAGGGUUUUUUGGAAGCAAAUUCAAAGUGUUGGUGGAACGCUGCCCUGAUUGACGCGACUCGUCAACUGAGGUACAAGGGUCACGUAUCACCGGGUGUACUAAUGGUCGGCGGACCGCCCUGUGCCCUCGAGGUUCUCAGGGCUGCCUGGUCCCGGAACGUCCUCAGACCGCCUGCCGACCACGCCAUCACCUGUCUCGGCGAUAUUGAAGACUGUCUGGUAGCUCCGGUAUCCCAGGGCCAGUUCACACCUCUACCGGAAGCCCUUUGCUGGGCGAUCCUCGAGCUGACGUCACAAAGGCAAGCGGCAACACUCGACACUCUGAGAUCCGCAUUGAGAAAUGCAUUUCCUACGAUGCAACGACCGAAUCGGGAGCUCGUUUACGAUGCCCUGGCUAAGCUAAUGCAGGAACGAAAGAUCUAUCACACGUCGCAGGGUUACUUCGUCGUUACGCCUGAGACGAGAAGGCUCAGACGCGAUUCCGGUAGCUCGAGAAGAAACUCACGAGAGCUAACCGGUUGUCGUGGUCAGGGUGGUAUGCUCAUGAGCAACGACGAGGCGAUGGCGCUCGUUCAUGGCGAAAUGCUCACACUCAGGGACGGAAAUGUCACGCAUCAGGCCGUCCAGACCAAUCUCGCUGAUGUCAUUUGCGGAGGCAACCCGAACGACAAGGUGCUGUUCGCGCGAUGCAGAUCGGUACCGGGACGCCUCGAAAGGCGGCAUUCCCUCCGACUAUGGGGCUCGGCGAGACGCCUUCACAGAAGCGGAAGUUCACGGUCACUGCCGCGAAGGCCGGAUCGAAGCGAUACAUCGUCGAGCGCCGAGUACGCGAGCACGGACAGCACGCCCCACAGUCCGACGAGUUUGUCGGGUAUAUUUUCAGAAAAAAUAAGCCUCUUAUCGAGGCUCUUUCGACGGAGCACGAGGCGGAAGGGGACACCAUUGAUGGGGACUUUCAGCGCCCAAUAUCCACCCACGGAAUGGUUCAAUCCGCGUGUUGUACAUUUGCACAGUGUCGCGACUCAAACUAGAGCAGCAAGUCCAUCGAUGCUCGAAGGUCUGGACCAGUCGCAGGCAAGUUUUCAGGUCUGGGACGACUCGAGUUCGGUACGCUCAGCGACAUUGCCGAGACGGCACAGGCGUCAGCCGAGCGGGGAUUCCUCGAGCUUGUUGGCGAAUUCGACACCCAGAAGCUCGCGAAGGCACCGAUCGCCGUGCUCGACUUUGCCACGAUCGAAAUGUUCCAGUCUGAGCAGAUGCACAUCCCGAGCCUCGGUGAUGCCGCAGAGCGCGAAUCAAGAGCCUUAUCAAACACGGGGACAGAUGCAAAAUGGCAAACACUCGACAAACUCGUCGCCGAGUCGAAGCGGCGGCAGCUCCGGUUCCGUCAGGGCGACCAAUGGCGGCAGCCCAGCCAAAACGGCGACUCUCGGUCGAUCGAGCACAAGGCACAGCUCGAGGAGACCGAGUCACGACUCGAGCGGAAGUGGCACCAAAUCUACGAAUGGCUCGCCACAACACAAGAUCCUCCAGAAGACUUGUUCGGGCCACUCGACCCACUCGAGCGGAAAAUCAAUAUCGAGCAGUAAGCUUUCGUCGUCGCCAUUGAAAACGAGUAAAUUAACGAGCAGCGUGCAAUCGUCGCCGUUGAAGGUGAUUCAGCAGGGUGCAUUGACGCCGCUCCAAGAGGCGCAAAACUCGAUAACUCUUCAAGUUUCGACGAAUUUGAGUCCUGCGAGUACGCCGCAGGAGCAGCAGCAGCAGCAGCGUGCCAUACAGAGCAGCGUAACAUUGGCUUCGAACGCAUCGAGCACGACGACGAUAUCGGGUUCCCCGGGUACGAAGAUUUACGUGCAUCAGAACAAUUCUCCGAUGCGUUCGGUCAUUACUUUUGAGAACGGUACGACGAAAUCAGGCUCAAACGGAACGACGUCGUCGAAUCCUGAGAAAGAUUCGGCGAAGACGAAGCAGGACAAGCAGGAGCGGGAGCUCGUGAGCGAGAAAAAUCACAAAUCAAGACUGGAAGAUGAAAAGUUAUUUAACGGGAAGAGCGAGGAGGAAAAAAAUCGUAAAGGUAGCAAAUUGGAUGAGUGGAAAGUAACGAAACCGGAAAGACCAUCGUCCUUGUACACGAGCAGCAAAGACUCGAAGCCAAGCUCAGCCGAAUCGGAUAAGGAGAACAAGCCCAAAGUCGAGGACGAAGCACCAAACAAAUUGAAGCUGACCAACCGUCUGAACAACAGCCAAGCACACUUGAUGGACGGCAUGGCCAUCGUAGACAAAAAUUCUCUCGUCAACACCAACGAAAAUCCACCGGUCAAUUUACCGACGACCAAAAACACCAACGACGCUAUGAACAAUUCGAGGAAACUCAGCCUUUCCCUGUCGAAGGAUGCUCUUAGUUAUCGCAACCUGCUUCGCCCCGGAUCGAAGAAUAAUAUAUCGUCGAAUCCUCCUUCGCCGACCAAAUCGUUCGACGGUUUUGGCGGCUCCUUCAACAACGUUUACAUCGAGAACCUCGAGAGCGGCAAACAGCGAAGAGCGCCUCAGGGCUCCGAGCCGAAUCUCGAGAAGACCGUGAGUCGCGGGGAUUUGUACUCAUAUCCGAGUCUCAGCGACAUGCAAGUACAAUUCACGAGUCUCGCAGCCCAGAAGAUUCUCAAAGGAUGCCCGAUCAACAGCGUCGACACGCUCGUCGAGGUCAACAUGGCAGCUGCUGAGAAGCCUAACAAUCGUGACGUCACCGUCCACACGGAUUUCGGGCUAGUUUGAUUUUUAAUCCCCUCUUUUAUUCUCCUGAGAGCUAAAGUCACGAGCCCGGCGCCACGACUUUUGAGCCAGUGGCGUUUCUCCUUCUGCUUCCUGAGUCGAACACACGUCGACCAUCAAUAUAAUCCUCGGUCUCAAACUAGUUGCUGGUAAAACAUAUAAUUCGUGUAAAAAGCCUUGGAAACAGCAACGAAAAUUUCGUUUCCGACGUGUGUUCGACUGUGAGAACAACAAAAAUUCCAAGUUCCACCACAUCAAAGAGACACUGCGCGAGUAACACUUUCUACGAAAUCGGUUGCCACUUUGUGGAACGACGAAAGUAACGCUAAAAUUAGCAACUUGACGAGCGCAUCAAAUUAUUUACGUUAUUUAAUGUCUUUGUUAACUGUAACCACAAUCAAACGGAGUCACCUUAGACGCGCAAGUGUCAAAACCUCUAAUAAAAUAUACGUUUGUAGAAUGUGUUGUUUGUAACGAACAAAAAAAAAAAAAAAACAACUCAAGCGACCGGCCAGAAAAACUGUUUUCGAGCUUCUUUCCAACAUCGAAUAUUAUUAAAAUAUUGAAUAUGUAUUAUUAUCAUUAGCAUAAUAUAAUAUACCGAGUCUCGAAUAUUUCGAGCACUGCCAUUUUAACAUUUCCAACGAAUUUUCCAUUUUUAUCUUUCAAUAUUAGCCCCCGUUGUCCCCCUUCAAAGAUCCGUUCGAUCGAUCCCCGUGGAGUUUCGAUCGAUCCGAUCAUUUUAUCGAGCUUCCGAAAUAAUUCUCGAGCGAUCUGCAUCGAAUUCAAUGAAUAAACGAUAAUUCUACGAUUUAUCUUCUUACCUUUACAGCGAUGUGAACUGAAAUUUUCCCAACCCAACGAAAGACAAUCGUGGACAAGUUUUUUUUUUCUUUCGUCAUUUCUCGCAGCUUUGCGUCGCUUUACUCCGAUAAAGUGUCACUCGUUAAAGCUUCACUUCGGGUGGAACACGAACCGCCAAUCAUUUUCGUUUUAAGUUCUUUCGUUUUUUUUUUUUUCAAUUUUUUUUUUAUCACUAAAACUAAUGUCAACUGGGAAGUGUAUAUUAUUUCAUCGCGAUAUGUGAUGGCAGAGAUUUCAUCGGGAAUUAAAGUCGAAAUUUCACGUCGGAAUCACCACGCCAGACUCGAGAAAACUGUACACGUUUGACUGAACGUCAUACAAAAAGUUUAUCUUCCGUUUGAGCGGUGUACGAUGAAAACGUGCAUGUAACAUAAACGAAGAGCAAAUCAAUUCUAGAAAUAGAUCUAUUAAUUCUAUACAUAUAUAAAUUUAUAUACAUAUAAAUAUAUACCUAUAUAUACCAACAAAUAAUAGAGGCAUCUAUUCGCAUAAUGGCUCAAAGUCAAUUUUUUUAUUUUUAUUUUUAUGUUUAUUUUUUUUUUUUUUUUUUUCAUAAAUGAAUAUAUAAAUAUACAUAUUUUGUUUGUUUGAUGAAAGUAUGUGUACGACUUUUGUAACGCUAGUGCGAUCGUGAAUCUUGUAUCCAAGUGCCAAAACCAUAGAACUGUAAUUCGAUUGCCUUUUAUAGGGUCUCGCGUGAUGGAACGAGGGAUGGAAACUCGUUCUUAAGGAUGAGAUCCCCGAUUCUAAGAUUAUCAUUUGAGAAUCGAGCGACGCACAUUGUCAUAGAUGAACGAUGAAGUAUUGAUUAUUGAUCGUUCGAAAUAUUACCACGUACGAGGUAGCGGAGGUCAAAUUAAGAUUAGGGUUAGAAUGAUGACACGCUUUGUAAAUGCAUACGAUGGAAUCGAGUAAUAAGUCGCUGGCGUUAUCGCCUUCGUUAUAUCUUCGUCGAUCGUAUCUUUGUUCAUUACCUUGUUCGUUGAACAGCCUUUUUAAUCGAUAAUACGAAACUAACUUGUAGUAUCGCAUUGUAUAAUCAUCAUUUUUAAACUUACCAAUAAAACGAAAACAAAUAUACGAUAUUAAAAAAAAUGGAA